Triticum aestivum (bread wheat) is the source of this 1040-nucleotide messenger RNA. Its product is annotated as myb-related protein P-like. The record is from RefSeq and is a predicted model, not a curated record. The coding region runs from base 203 to 739 and encodes 178 amino acids. The transcript has 3 exons. NCBI's taxonomy places the organism in Eukaryota, Viridiplantae, Streptophyta, Magnoliopsida, Poales, Poaceae.
GCGCCUUAAUUGUCUUGCCGCAGGUGCGUGGCCAAGAAAGAGAUCUGGGACCACCGUACCUAGGCUUGGAUCAAGCUAUAACCCCUUUCUAUCCAAGGGUGGAGUAGCUACUAAUACCAGAGUACCAAGCCGCCAGAUUUGGUUGCUUGAUUUGUUGUAAGCUAGGGAGGCACAUACACAAGGCGACGAUCGAGGGGGAUCCAUGGGGAGAGCACCGUGUUGCCAGAAGCUGGGGCUGAAGCAGGGAAAGUGGACAGAGGAGGAAGACGACAUACUCGCAAGCUACAUCGCCCAGCAUGGCGAGGGGUCAUGGAGGUCGCUGCCCAAGAAUGCCGGGCUACUGAGGUGUGGUAAGAGCUGCAGGCUGCGGUGGGUCAACUACCUGAGGGACGGGGUGAAGAGGGGCAGCUUCUCUAAGGAGGAGGACGAUCUCAUCGUCAAGCUCCAUGCCACCAUUGGCAAAAGGUGGUCACUGAUUGCCAGCCACCUGCCAGGGCGGACCGACAACGAGAUCAAGAACUACUGGAAGUCGCAUCUGAGCCGGCAGUUCCACGGCUUAUGGCGGAUGUACACCGAGAGCAACAUCACCAAAACCGUUGACAUGAACAAGCUUUUCGCCACUCGGAAACGGCGAGGCGGCCGGGCGCCCGGCCAGUCGCCAAGGAGCAACAUGAAGAAGCAGCCUGUGCCUGGGCCCACCAAGGCGCAGGACGGCUCUAGCCCAAUUGGCGCUACAUAAUCAGCAUCUAGCGUACCUCAGGGUGACCCAGACCAGGACAAGGCCACAAACAACAUCAUUGUCAGCAACACUUCUGGUGAGAACUGUAUCAAGGACGGGAUAUGGCCAGGGCCGGUCCUGAGUUUUUAGGGGUCCGGGGCGAAAGUAAAGCUCAGGGACAGCUCGGGGCCCUUAGUAUAUAUUUUGUGUGCGGAUAUAGGGGCCAUAAUAUAAGCAACACAACAAUUAUAGUAGUAUUGCGGUCUGUAUUUUUUUAUAAUAAAUCUAAAAGCAAGAUUGAUACUAUGAUAUAUAGUUUAUA